Molecule: messenger RNA, 399 nt
Organism: Maudiozyma saulgeensis
Lineage: Eukaryota; Fungi; Ascomycota; Saccharomycetes; Saccharomycetales; Saccharomycetaceae
Source: the annotation of a GenBank genome assembly
AUGAACAGCAAUAUCUUAAGAACAAGCAUAAGAAGAUAUGCAAGUCUUCCAUCUCACGCAUUAAAGCCUGCUUUAGAGACACCAAAUAAAGCUGCUGCUGCAGCAUUUAAACAAUCCUUAGAAGCACAAAAGGCUCAUGGUGAAAGUACAUAUAAAUUUUGGUUAAAAAUUUCUUACUUAGUGGCAGCUCCAGCUAUUUUAUUAACUGCUGCUAACACAUAUUUUGUCGAAAAAGAACAUUAUGAUCAUAGACAACAUCUAUCUCAUGUUCCAGAUCAAGACUGGCCAAGAGAUUAUCAAUAUAUGAAUUGUAGAUAUAAACCAUUUUUCUGGGGUGAUGGUGAUAAGACUCUUUUCUGGAAUCCAGUUGUUAAUAGACAUAUUAACCAUGAUGAUUAA